AUGAAAACCAUCAUUGCUUUCGCUUUCGUCGUCGCCCUGGCCCUGGCUGCACCCCUGGAUGACUCCAAGAACGCCCAGAUCCUGAAGUACGAGAACGAUAACAUCGGUGUCGAUGGAUACAAGUUCGCCUUCGAAACCAGCGAUGGACACACGCGCCAGGAGCAGGCCGAACUGAGGAAGCUGGCCGAUGAUGUGGAGGCUCUGGUCGUCCGUGGAUCGUACUCGUUCACCGCCGAUGACGGUCAGGUGUACACCGUCAACUACGUCGCCGACGAGAACGGAUUCCAGCCGGAAGGUGCCCAUCUGCCCACGGUUUAA
Messenger RNA from Anopheles marshallii, 318 nucleotides. RefSeq names its product flexible cuticle protein 12-like. The transcript has 2 exons. Gene Ontology annotation, molecular function: structural constituent of chitin-based larval cuticle. Gene Ontology annotation, cellular component: chitin-based extracellular matrix. The record is from RefSeq and is a predicted model, not a curated record. NCBI's taxonomy places the organism in Eukaryota, Metazoa, Arthropoda, Insecta, Diptera, Culicidae. The coding region runs from base 1 to 318 and encodes 105 amino acids.